Molecule: messenger RNA, 522 nt
Organism: Zasmidium cellare ATCC 36951
Lineage: Eukaryota; Fungi; Ascomycota; Dothideomycetes; Mycosphaerellales; Mycosphaerellaceae
Exons: 6
Coding region: 1-522 (173 amino acids)
Biological process (GO): cellular response to oxidative stress; hydrogen peroxide catabolic process; cell redox homeostasis
Cellular component (GO): cytoplasm; mitochondrion; peroxisome
Molecular function (GO): thioredoxin peroxidase activity
Source: RefSeq, a predicted model, not a curated record
AUGACUGGACAGGCAGGACUCAAGGCCGGCGAGACCUUCCCAGAGGGCGUCAAGUUCAAGUACAUCCCAUGGACCAACGCUGACACCAAGGUCUGCGGUAUCCCCGUCACCUACGAUGCCUCCAAGGAGUUCCAGAACAAGAAGGUCGUGCUCGUUUCCGUUCCAGGCGUUUUCACCCCAACCUGCUCUGGCAACCACGUCCCACGCUUCAUCGAGAAGAUCUCCGAGCUGAAAGCCAAGGGCGUCAACAACCUCAUCAUCAUCGCCCCCAACGACGCCUACGUCAUGUCCGGCUGGCAGAAAGUCAACGUCGCCGGCAGCGACGACGACAACACCUUCGUGCUCUUCAUGUCCGACCUCGAGACCAAGCUGGCCGCCAAGAUCGGCUGGACGGCGCCGGGCGACCGCAACGGUCGUUGGGCUGCGAUCGUCGACCAUGGCAAGAUUGCUUAUGCGGAGGUUGAGACGGAGUUGCAGGCUGUUACUGUGUCUGGUGUGGACGCUAUCCUCGAGAAGCUCUAA